CACAGCGCACGGUUUCAAGAAGCGCGUGUUCCGUCGCGGAGCGCGCUGCCCCUUUAAACGCGCGCGCGUUAACCUCGAAAGUCGUCUCGCGGGCGGUGUAAAGAACGUGUCCGAGCGAAGAGUGACGGGCGCGCGCGAUGAUUUGCUCUAGGGAGCCGACUGCUGUGAGGAAGGCACAUUGUGGAGUUUCAGGAAGAAGCUUAGACCUCAUGCUAGGUUUGAGGGCUUGAGGAAGACCCUGAGGCGAAGACUGAAGGAGGCAGGACACUUCCUGAUGGAUACAAGGGGAUAGCCUGUCCCAGGAUUCCCUGCGGGGGCCCACAUCCUCGGUGACGCGAGGCCUGGAUGAGGAUGGAGACACUGAGAGAGUCCUUUCUCCACUUAACCUUUCAGAUGUCCACCUACAAGCGGGCCACCCUGGACGAGGAGGACCUCAUUGUGGAUGAUGGCAGCUCGGCUGCGGAUGAGGUCUACCAGUCUUCGCGGAUGCAGGUGACGGUCAGGCACGGUCGUGGUGCCAGGUGCUGGAUGGAGAGGACCAUGGCAGAGAAAGUACUGCUGGGGCUGGUCUGCGUGUUGUCCCUUGCCUUGUUCGUGUGUGUGCUCGUCCUUGGGCGAUUCCACAGCAGCAGUCACCCUGAGCUGUGUCUAUCUGAGGCCUGUGUGACAGUGGCAAGUGCAGUGCUGGGGGCCCUUGACCGCUCUGUGGACCCAUGCCAUGACUUCUACAACUUUGCCUGUGGGGGAUGGGUGAAGAACAACCCCCUCCCUGACGGAAAGUCACGCUGGGGCCCCUUCAGCAGCUUGUGGGAGCGCAACAUGGCCACCAUGAAGCAUUUGCUUGAGAACAGCACCAAGGAAGGGAUGAGUGAAGCAGAGCGCAAGGCCCAGUGGUACUACCAAGCCUGCAUGAAUGAGGCCAAGAUUGAGUCAUUGGGGGCGCAGCCCUUACUGGAGCUCAUCAACCAGACAGGCGGCUGGGCUUUGACAGGACCGUGGGAUAAGGACAAUUUCCAGGUGGUCCUGCGCACUGUGUCAGCACGCUAUCGGACCUCCCCUUUCUUCACCGUCUUUGUCAGUACGGACUCCAAAAGCUCAAACAGCAACAUCAUUCAGGUCGACCAGUCUGGGCUGGGACUUCCUUCACGGGACUACUACCUCAACAAGACUGCAAACGAGAAGUAUCUAAAGGCCUACUUGGACUUUCUAGUGGAACUAGGGGUCUUACUGGGGGGCUCGGAAGAGACGUCUAGGACACUGAUGCAGGAGAUUGUGGACUUUGAGACUGCUUUGGCCAACAUAACAGUGCCCCAGGAGGAACGGCGAGAUGAGGAGCUCAUCUAUCACAAGAUUCAGGCAAAGGAUCUGAAGACUCUAGCCCCUGCAGUUGACUGGAUACCCUUCCUGACAGAGGUGUUUGCACCGGUGGAGCUCAAUGAGUCAGAGCCAGUGGUGGUGUAUGCCAAAGAGUACCUUGAGAAAGUCUCUGAUCUCAUCAAGAACACCAACAAGAGUCUCCUCAACAACUACAUGAUGAUGAAGGUGGUGAGGAAGAUGGUCUCCAUCCUGGACCAGAGAUUCCAGGAUGCUGAGCAGCACUUCUUUGAAGUCAUGUAUGGCACAAAGAAGAGUUGCACCCCCCGCUGGAAGCUGUGCGUCAGUGACACAGACAGCGCCCUUGGCUUUGCCCUCGGAGCCCUCUUUGUCAAAGCCAACUUUGCUGAGGACAGCAAGGCUAUUGCAGAGGACAUGGUCUUGGAGAUCAAAAGGGCUUUUGAAGACAGUUUGCAGUACGUGAGCUGGAUGGACCCCGAGACUAAAAAAGCAGCCAUGGAGAAGGCAGAAGCAAUCUACAACAUGAUUGGAUAUCCAAAAUUCAUCAUGGAGCCCAAGGAGCUUGACAAAGUGUUCAAUGAUUUUGAGGUGGUUUCAGACCUUUACUUCCAGAACGUCAUGCAGUAUUACAACUUCUCCGGCAGAGUCACUGCAGACCAGCUAAGGAAGACCCCCAACAGGGACCAGUGGAGCAUGACACCACCAACAGUGAACGCCUACUACAACCCCACCAAGAAUGAGAUGGUGCUACCAGCAGGGAUACUCCAGGCUCCGUUCUACAAUAGGGCAUGGCCCAAGGCUUUGAAUUUCGGUGGGAUUGGAGUUGUUAUGGGCCACGAGUUGACACAUGCCUUUGAUGAUCAAGGGCGAGAGUAUGACAAGGACGGCAACCUGCGCUCCUGGUGGAAGAACUCCUCAGUGGAGGCCUUUAAAAAACAAACACAAUGCAUGGUGGAGCAGUACAGCAACUACAGCGUGAACCAGGAGCCACUCAACGGCAGACACACUCUGGGAGAGAAUAUCGCUGACAACGGGGGGUUGAAUGCUGCUUACAAGGCCUAUGAGAACUGGGUCCGGAAGAACGGGCAGGAGAUGGUGCUUCCUGCUCUUGGGAUGACAAACCAUCAGCUCUUUUUCAUUGGAUUUGCACAGGUUUGGUGUUCAGUACGGACACCAGAGAGUUCCCACGAAGGCAUCAUUACAGACACACACAGUCCUUCCCGCUUCCGCGUCAUUGGCACUGUGUCCAACUCGCACGAGUUUUCUAAACACUUCAACUGCAAAGCUGACUCCCCCAUGAACCCGAGAAAGAAGUGUGAGCUGUGGUGACAAGCAACUUGACGCCCACGGGCCCAGGGCCCCAAACCUCAGGCGGAGCCGUCCAAGCAGGGGAAUAACAGCCCAAAACCAAGAUGACGCUCCGACCACCAAAGAACCCCUCCCCCAACUCCACAUGGACUGACCUUCUACAGCUGAUGGCUGAGCCCCUAUUGCUGGUCAAAUGACAAAUGGUUUUUAAAACUUUCUCUUGUGUAGAGGGACAAAUAAAACACUGGAAACUGCUAGUGAAGAUGGAGGAAAAACCUGCAAAUUUUUCCUUUUUUUGUGAAUAGAUGUGUGGCUGCCUUGUUUUUCAAUGGGAGGUAAUAUUUAUUUUCAGUCUCUAUAUUGUUGCUGUAUUUUACCUAUGGACUUUUGAUACUUUUUACAUUUUCCAGUGUGUUGGGGGGAGGGGGGUGACGACAAGAGUAUAUUUACUCUAUUUUGGCAUAAACCAAAAUGUGAUUCUUUGUAAACAUUGAUUUCCAUUUGACAUGAUCUUUUUGUCAUAAAAUGUGCCUUUUAUUAAUUUCACCCUUUCACCAUGAUUUUUUUUAAUUUGAUUCUUGUCAAUAUGCCCCUUUGUCCAGAUUAACAAAACUUUAAGUGUGUUACUGUAAUAAUUUCUGUAAAUGUUGGUCUGACUGAAUUUAACCUUACAAAAUGAUACAAUUCAUGCCGUUUCUUCCGGAACAAACUUUUCUACUUCCUGAAUUUAUAUUGAGGUGUGUAUUAUGAACAUUUUGUAAAACUAUAUCAACAAUAUUUAUUGGACAUAACUAAUCACUCUAGAUUAUUGUAAUAUUGGUCUUUCUAUUUGUGGUUUCACAAAACUUGUUCUGUUUUAUGAAGAAAAGUGGUAUAUUAUACAUAAAUGUCUGUCUGUACCUUUCACACAAAUUGAUGCAUGGCACAAUGUUAUCGCAGCUGCUAAAUGUGUUUGUGGCCAGAAAUGUUUUGUUUCUGCUGAAGCUGUUCAUAUGUCCUCCUGUAUAAAAUUUUUUCAAGGCUCAUGGAAAAGGAAAACACUGUUUUCUGUAUGUUUUUCUCCUGAGAUAUAGAAGCACCUGUAUGUACUUGUGUUUUUUCUGUCAUUGACUGUCCACAUGCCAAAUGUCUGUCAUAUUCAUGUGCAAUCAAGGUGUUAAACCAAACUUCUUGUUUCUUCUUAUGCAUGCUUAUAAAGCUGGGAAGACAUGGACUGUAGAAUCAAGUUGUAGUUUAUAACCUGGAAAAUACAUAUUUAUAAAAAAAGAAAAAGCAUUUGUCUAAUUUAGCAGAUGUAUACCUCUAAGAAUGAAACGGUGAAUUUAAUCAACAUAAGUGAUCUGAGUGCAGACAUGUGACUCGAGUACAGUCUAUUUGUUGCUUAUAAACCAAUACAGUAGCUGGGUAUUUUUUCCAUCGCACCGUAGUACAUGUUUACUGAGCAGAGAUGAGUCCAGGCACCUUUAGACUAUUAUCAUACAUGUCAUUAUCACUCCAGUUGAUUUUGUUGAGUAGUCCAAGGAGCCUGUUGCUCCCAUACAAAUAAAGCUGGUAAAGUACUUUUUAGAGGUACUGCCUUUGGACCUGAAGGUCAUCAGUUCAAAUCCCACCUCCAACUGUAGUACCCUU
Messenger RNA from Scleropages formosus (Asian bonytongue), 4272 nucleotides. RefSeq names its product endothelin converting enzyme 1 (gene ece1). Gene Ontology annotation, cellular component: plasma membrane. The transcript has 19 exons. The record is from RefSeq and is a predicted model, not a curated record. Gene Ontology annotation, biological process: peptide hormone processing. Lineage: Eukaryota; Metazoa; Chordata; Actinopteri; Osteoglossiformes; Osteoglossidae. The coding region runs from base 346 to 2664 and encodes 772 amino acids. Gene Ontology annotation, molecular function: metalloendopeptidase activity.